UAUAUAAAUGUAACGGAAAAAUAAAGAUGUAAACAGUUAAAUUUUGAUCCGUGAUAAAUAAACAGGUUUAAAAUGACACAAACUGAGGUCCUCGAAGCGCCCAGUGCAAAGGUUGUAAACUUUGACCAUCUUACAUUUUGGGUAGCGAAUGCUAAAACGGCAUCUAGUUAUUUUGUCACAAGAUUUGGUUUUAGACCUUUAGCUGUUCGUGAACCAACGGAGAAGAACCCGAUUAGCUCUUAUGUUGUAAGACUAAAUAAGAUAACAAUAGUCUUCGAAUCGCCUACAAAUUCUGAUGGUGAUAUUUCUAAAGACCUUGCCGCUCACGGGGAUUUUGUAAAAGACGUAGCAUUUGAAGUUAAUUCCUUGGAUGUGUUAAUUAAAACAGCAAAGGCACAAGGUGCUGAAGUUGUUAAAGAUAUUACCGAGGAAAAAGAUGGAGAUGGUAUUGUGAGAUAUGCUGUUCUCAAAACCUAUGGUGACAAUACGCACUCAUUAGUAGAUAGAUCAAAAUAUAAAGGAGAAUUUCUUCCUGGAUUUGUUUUAACAAAGGAUGAUGAUCCUUUAAACAAAUUGUUGCCAGGGACAAAUCUUUCGUUUAUUGAUCACGUCGAAGGCAACAUGGCAGAUGGUACACUAGAAGAUUCUGUUACUUGGUAUGAGAAACAUCUUAAUAUGCACAGAUUCUGGUGCGUAGAUUACACUCACGAUCUCGUUCCGUAUUCUUGCAUAAAUUCCGCAUCAGUUAUUAACCAGGGAGAAACUGUCCUAUUGUCAAUGAACGAAGCAGCAAAGGGCCUGCGACCGACAAGCAAAGCCAGUGAAUUUGUUAAGGCUUUAGGCACCUCUGGAGUAGAGCAUGUGGCUCUUUACACUGAUGAUAUCGUCACUACUAUGCGCAACCUCCGGUCCCGUGGCGCUGAAAUAGUAACAUGGCCGUCCACAUACUAUGAAAACAUUAAGGAAAAGCUUGAAGUAACUUCCCUAAAAGUAAAAGAAACUAUCGAUGAGUUGAAGGAAGAAAAUAUUUUGAUAGAUUUUGAUGAAAGAGGAUAUAUGUUACAAGCUUUCACAAAGCACGUGCAAGUAAGGCCUACGCUUUUCCUGGAAAUAAUACAAAGGAAUAAUCAUAGGGGCUUUGGAGCUAUGAAUUAUAAAUGGGUUUUCGAAGCGAUAGAGCAACUUGGCGAAAAAAAUGAUACGGCGAAGACGGAAAAUGCUUAAUUACAGUACAUUGUUCAUUAAUUAUCACAUUUCCUUUGACUUUUUAAUUAAAUAAAAUUAUGAAUUAAAUGUUUUGUAACAUAUUAUUGUUAUAAAUAUUUAUUAUCAGUCUAUUAUUUUUAAUAUUUAUGGU
This is a messenger RNA of Colias croceus (clouded yellow), 1357 nucleotides long. Its product is annotated as 4-hydroxyphenylpyruvate dioxygenase-like. Gene Ontology annotation, molecular function: 4-hydroxyphenylpyruvate dioxygenase activity. The record is from RefSeq and is a predicted model, not a curated record. The transcript is spliced from 10 exons. The coding region runs from base 73 to 1224 and encodes 383 amino acids. Gene Ontology annotation, cellular component: endoplasmic reticulum membrane; Golgi membrane. Lineage: Eukaryota; Metazoa; Arthropoda; Insecta; Lepidoptera; Pieridae. Gene Ontology annotation, biological process: L-tyrosine catabolic process.